AUGUUUGAAUUCUUCUUCAAAGAAGAAGAAGAAGAAGAAGAAGCAGUACUCAAAGUUAAAGAAAAUAGCAAAAACUACGAUGACAUAAAAUUUUGUGAUUCUACCAAAGACGAAGGACCAGCAGUCUGCAACAGCUGCAACGCAGUUAUAACAGGCAGACCACGAGGGAAAAGUAAUCUUCUAACAAGAUCACAAAGAUUGGUAUCACACUUAAACAUAAUAAGUGAACCAUACAGAAUUCUCUGUGGGGCGUCGCAUAGCGAUGAACAUUGCAAACACGCAAAGGCUAUACACAAAUGGGCAUUUGGACACAUGUCACAACGAGAGGACGAACAAAACUUUUAUGUCCUAGUCAGCGUCGUCAUCGUCAAGGCCUUGGACAAGAAGUGGCACCCUGAACAUUUCACGUGUCACACAUGCCGGAAACCCAUAGACGGUGCAAAGUUCCACCAGCACGACGGCGGUGUCCACUGCGUACCCUGCUUCGCUCAACAUCACAGCCCUCGCUGCCACGGCUGCGGCGAACCAAUCACCGAUAGGGUGAUCCAAGCUUUGGGCGUGUCGUGGCACGCGAACCACUUCGUAUGCGGCGGAUGCAGGAAAGAAUUAGGCGGUGGCGGCUUCAUGGAACAGGCUGGACGGCCGUUCUGUUCGGCGUGCUACGCGGACAAGUUCGCUGCGCGUUGCAACGGCUGUGCCAAGCCCAUCGUGGACAAGGCCAUCAUCGCCCUCGACGCCAAAUGGCAUCGCGAGUGUUUCACUUGCAAAAAAUGCUGCAAUCCUGUGACAGACUCGACCUUCUCGGUGCUGGAUAACAAACCCCUUUGCGGAAAGUGCGCUUAAACAAUUUCAAGCGACUCAUAAUUUAUUAUUUACCCGUAAACAUAAGAUUAAAAGUGCACUUACAAACUAGACACAUCGGCAGGUCCUCUAAAUAAUGAAAUAAUUAAUGCAUUUCAAGAGUUUGCAAAAUAUAUCUUAAGUACAACUUUUUUAUUUAAGAAUAUAGUGCACAUUUUGGCCAAGUGGAUUUAGAAGAAAUGUCUAAGGCAUUUACACUUCCUUUAUUAGAAAUAAGUUCAAAGAAACUUAAGCCGUAGCAUGCACAAAAUAUAUUUAAAAACGUAUACUGAUGUUUCUAUUUACGUACUAUUUAUAUAUUUUUAAUAUAUUGGAAAGCGGAGGCAGUGAGAAAUAUUGACUUAACAGUAUUUUAAGAGAUUUUUUCAAAGCGUUAAGUGCAGAAAGACAUUUUUGUUGUAAAUAUUAUAAUAUUUUAAGAGCUUCAAUUUGAGCUUACAAAUAACUAUUUAUUCAUUACAAUUUUCUUUCAUCUAAAAUUAAAUGCUAGAUUUAUUUUUUGUAUGCUUUACUGUACCAUUUUUUAAAUAAAUUAUUUUUGUUGUAA
Molecule: messenger RNA, 1408 nt
Organism: Diatraea saccharalis (sugarcane borer)
Lineage: Eukaryota; Metazoa; Arthropoda; Insecta; Lepidoptera; Crambidae
Source: the annotation of a GenBank genome assembly